Mesorhabditis spiculigera is the source of this 816-nucleotide messenger RNA. Lineage: Eukaryota; Metazoa; Nematoda; Chromadorea; Rhabditida; Rhabditidae. The record is from the annotation of a GenBank genome assembly.
AUGACAGAAAUGGGACGCGAAAAGAAGCAAGAAGACAUCCCCGAGGUUGACUACGUUGACCGGAACGUCGUCAAUAUCCGUUCCGUUCCUCAUGUUUGGGACAAUCAAGCGUUGACUCGACUCUCCCUUUCCCAUAACAAACUCACCGACAUCCCGCCCGAGAUUGCCGAUCUCGUCAACCUUGAGGUUCUAACCCUCUGGAACAACCAGAUCACAGAGCUUCCCACCUCCAUCUCAACUCUUCCAAGGCUCAAGAUUUUCAAUGUCGGAAUGAACCGUUUAACCGUCCUUCCCCGCGGUUUCGGCUCGUUCCCAUCUUUGGAAAUCUUGGACCUAACCUACAACAACCUGUCGGAGAAGAGUCUUCCUGGAAACUUCUUCUUCAUCAGCACCCUACGCGCACUCUACCUUGGAGACAACGACUUCGAGAUGUUGCCCGGUGAUGUGCGCAAUUUGACGAACCUUCAGAUCCUGGUGCUCAGGGAUAAUGAUCUUUUGGUGGUGCCGCGAGAGCUUGGAGAAUUGGUCAAGCUGAAGGAGCUGCAUCUGCAGGGAAAUCGUCUUACCACGCUGCCGCCGGAACUUGGAGCUCUUGAGCUGACUUCGAUGAAAUCGGUCCUUCGUCUUCAACAUAAUCCAUGGGUUCCCGGAAUUCAAGAACAGCUCGACGAAAGGGGCUGCAUCGGAGUCUGGGAGUUCAUCAGAACCGAAAACUACAAAUACUUCUACGGACGCCAGGAAGUAAGCAACACCCCGGUUCCCCCGAAACGGAACAAGGACCGGAAAGUGUCCCGCCAAACGACAAAGCAGACCUGC